AUGAUCAACUAUGUCAUGCUCGUGAGCCGGCAGGGUGCGCCUCGCGAAAUGGUUCCAGACACUGCCGAGCAAGACGAAGGCCAAGAUCGUGAAGGAUGUGACGCAGCUGGUGCUCGCGCGACGAACACGGAUGUGCAACUUCCUCGAGUACAAAGGUGUGUUAUCUACCGCCGCUACGCUUCUUUGUUCUUUAUCACGUCGAUCACGCCGGGAGAGAACGAGCUCAUCACGCUCGAAGUCAUCCACCGAUAUGUUGAGGUUCUCGACCGGUACUUUGGCAACCUUGACCUCAUCUUCAACUUCCAGAAGGCAUACGCGAUUCUUGAUGAGCUCAUCAUCGCGGGUGAAUUACAAGAAUCUUCAAAGAAGGCUGUCCUGAAGAUUGUUGCCCAGUCUGACGCCAUUGAAGAGGGUGAGUUAGCCUAG
This is a messenger RNA of Trichosporon asahii var. asahii CBS 2479, 426 nucleotides long. RefSeq lists its product as uncharacterized. The coding region runs from base 1 to 426 and encodes 141 amino acids. Gene Ontology annotation, biological process: vesicle-mediated transport; protein transport. The record is from RefSeq and is a predicted model, not a curated record. Gene Ontology annotation, cellular component: intracellular membrane-bounded organelle. The transcript has 4 exons. Lineage: Eukaryota; Fungi; Basidiomycota; Tremellomycetes; Trichosporonales; Trichosporonaceae.